UCCCCAGACCAGAAACUGAGAGAAAACAAGUACAGCCAUGGCUUCAGGUUCAAACCACCAAGUGAAGCUUUUCGGACUCGUAAAUAGCCCAUUUGUGGCGAGAGCAGAGAUUGCUCUGAAACUCAAGGGAGUGGAAUGCGAAUACGUUCACGAAUCACUUGCCAACAAAAGUGAUCUUCUUCUCAAGUACAACCCAGUUCACAAGAAGGUCCCUGUUCUUCUCCACGACGACAAGCCCGUCUGCGAGUCGUUCGUGAUCGUCGAAUACGUCGACGAGACUUGGUCUGGCUAUCCAAUCUUGCCCUCCGAUCCUCAUCACAGAGCCCUGGCUCGUUUCUGGUCCAGGUUCAUCGACGACAAGGUGGUGCCUGCACUAUCGAAAGCAACAAAGAGCCCGAACGAGAAAGAGAGGGAAAAUGGCGCGGAAGAAUUAAGAGUGGCUCUGGAGCUUCUGGAGAAGGAGCUGAAAGGGAAGUUCUUCAACGGAGAUUCGAUCGGAAUCGUGGACAUCGCUUCUCUGUUGGUGGCUUUCUGGCUGCCGGUUAUUGAAGAAGCCGGCGGGCUUAUUGAUGUGUACAGUGGUGAGAAAUAUCCGAAGCUGUACAAGUGGAGUGAAGAGAUUUUGAAUAAGCCUGUGGUGAAAGAAGUUUUGCGUCCCAGAGAAAAUCUGCUUGCGUUCUUCAAAACUCUCUUCCAGAAGUAGAUGAUCAGAGAAUAAUUUUUAAUAUUUAACUUAACACUUUCAAAACUCCCAAAAUCAAAUAAUAUAAGCUAUUCAAUAAUUCUAAAAAAAAUAGUUUUGAUUAAAUUUUACAUUUACCCUCGUCUUUUUUAUCAGAGAUCCUCAAGGGCGAUUUUCCCAACUUUCUUUGAUUUCUAACGUAAUGAACGGAGAGCGAGUAUUUGGUCUCCAAAGUACUUCA
Messenger RNA from Prosopis cineraria, 923 nucleotides. RefSeq names its product probable glutathione S-transferase. NCBI's taxonomy places the organism in Eukaryota, Viridiplantae, Streptophyta, Magnoliopsida, Fabales, Fabaceae. The coding region runs from base 38 to 703 and encodes 221 amino acids. The record is from RefSeq and is a predicted model, not a curated record. Gene Ontology annotation, biological process: glutathione metabolic process. Gene Ontology annotation, cellular component: cytoplasm. The transcript is spliced from 2 exons. Gene Ontology annotation, molecular function: glutathione transferase activity.